CGCGCGACCGCCGCGCCGACGGGAGCGCGGUGUGAGCCGCGGAGCCGUGCCGCGGGUUGUGCGAGCGAGCCGACCGACCCGGGCCGCCACACUGGCCAUCGUCUGCAGUUCGGCAGUGGCCGCCGCCAUGGCUCCCAAGGACGGCGCCGACACGGAGCUGCGGCCGUGCACGGACAGCGAGCCGGAUAGCGUCGAGCUACUGGACCUGGACUCGGACUCAGGCAGCCAGGGCUGGCAGGCGCCGCUCAGCUACUGUGACGCCUGCGAGGGCUGCCUCGGUCCCGACGAGCCCAGUGUGGAGGCGGGAGGCCGCCGGUGGCACCCCUCCUGCCUCACGUGCUGGGUGUGCGGCCUGCCGCCCGACCAGCGCUGCUUCAUCACACGACUCGGACACGUCCUCUGCAUCGACGACUUCAACAGAUUAUACAACACGUGCCGUCGGUGCGGCCGCCAGUUCUCCAGUCCCUGGGAGCUGGCCGUGGUGGCCCCGACCGUCCCUCCUCGCCGCUACCACCCGGGCUGCUUCAGCUGCGGCCUGUGCCGGCGCACCAUGGUUCGCCACGAGCUGUUCGCCGCCGGUCCGGACGACGUCUACUGUCCGGCCCACGCUGCGGCUGGCGGCGGCGCGGUGCCGCCCGGCGCCCUGCCGCUGCCGCCCGGCGCGCUGCCCGGCCAGCCCAGCUAUGUGCCGCCGGGGAGGCCGGGCCGCGGCCGCCGCAGAGGCGCCAGGAAGACAGGAGCGCGACUACCGGCAGAGCUGUCCGAGUCGCGGAGGAAGCGACAUCGGAUCCAGUUCUCUGCGCAGCAGCUGCGCGAGCUACAGACUUCGUUCGGAGGAAACCCGAACCCCGACUCCAAGGCCAUCUUCGACCUGGCCGGCCGGCUGGGCCUCGGCAAACAGCAUGUUCAGGUGUGGUUCCAGAACCGUCGAGCCAAGGAGCGGCGGCUCAAGUCCGAGUCUCCCCAGUCCGAGUCGUGACAGCGCGGCGGCGGCUGUCCUGUCGGCUCUCUGCGAGCACUGCUGUGUACCUGAACCCGCCACCCUGGCUGUGAGUCGGGCGCCGCCCCGGGGAGGGACUGCCGACCAGCGAGGGCCGAAGAGAGAGAGAGUCCCCGGUGGCUGUCCCCGGCACGUGAGCCGCCUUCAUCCGACCGGCCGCCGCUGCGCCGCUGUGCUGUUGUCUGUUAUGUGAACUGAUGUGAUGUGGAACGAUAGAGGUGUCGUGUCUGCCGGCAAUGCGGCCAAUUGUAAAUCCAGGGAGGCGUGGUUUUGUUGAGAUGGUGCACAGGCAUCCAUUGAAUGGUAGAUAAAUUUAGAAUCGGUUCAAGUGGGACUGAGCGAACCGCAGCAAGAUGAUAAAGACAUAAGUGGGCCGACUUGUAAUUUUGGCCAAGUUAAACGAUAUAGUCGAUGCCUCUGUGUUCUGAUAUGAGGUGAAUGUGAAUGGUACCCGUGUCAUUUAUGCAUAAUGACUUAUUUAUGAUAGCUAAAUGUGGUCGCAAUGCUUGCUUUGGGAAGAAAUUUCAGUGUCACUUCAGUUAGCGAAAACAUUUUUUAGGUAUAACGCUUGACAAUGCAACAAUUAUUUGCUCGGUUUUGUCACUUAUCUACCUACUCUCAUUCAUCAAAUUCCUCAUUUUUACUUCUUUGGUAAUGGCAAAAGUCCGGUCGGCAGCGGACUUAUGGUAUUUUGGACUUUUGGCAGCGUCUUUGGUAAUGUUGACACUGAACCAUGAAGAUACCGUACUAGGGUACAUUUAUGCAAUGUUUUCCAUAAGUUCGACUUCUCAUUAUUUUAGAGCCGUUCACUAGCCGGGGACCAAUAGCAUAAAGCUCGCCUGGGUCGCUUUUCGUGUAAUGCCUAGUGUUUUUGUUGGUGCAUUUUCUCAUCAUUGUGACACCGGUCAUGCUCUGUGUCUGAUUUAUGUACAAGGAUGACGCUACGAUCGUGCAUAAAUAAUUGUGCUGGUAAGGUGGAUGCCAAUAAAUAUGCAAACGAUAUUGA
This is a messenger RNA of Amphibalanus amphitrite, 2006 nucleotides long. RefSeq names its product LIM/homeobox protein ttx-3-like. Gene Ontology annotation, biological process: neuron differentiation; regulation of transcription by RNA polymerase II. NCBI's taxonomy places the organism in Eukaryota, Metazoa, Arthropoda, Thecostraca, Balanomorpha, Balanidae. Bases 128 to 979 code for a protein of 283 amino acids. The record is from RefSeq and is a predicted model, not a curated record. Gene Ontology annotation, molecular function: RNA polymerase II transcription regulatory region sequence-specific DNA binding; DNA-binding transcription factor activity, RNA polymerase II-specific. The transcript is spliced from 5 exons. Gene Ontology annotation, cellular component: nucleus.